AUGGCAGGGGGACGAAGUUCAGGUAGUGGUGGAAAUGAUUUGAAUGAUGUAGUGAGACAAUUGGCAGCGGUUUCCCAACAAUUGGCAAGGAACUCAACUGGUAACGGGGAUGCUCAAGGGGAGCUCUUCAAAAAGAAACUGUUUGGAGCUGUGGGGUGCCCUGAAAACUCCAAAGUAGGUUGUGCUACCUACUAUCUGAGGGGUGAAUCUGACCUUUGGUGGCAACAAAAUGAGGCUACCAUUAGAGCGUUACUUGGGUUCAACUGGAUCAAAUUCCAAGAAAAAGUGAGAGACAAGUUAUAUCCUAGCUUUUUGCAGAAGCAGAAGGCUGAGGAAUUUUCAAACCUUAGAAUGGAUAAGAUGACAGUUACGGAAUAUUACACCAAAUUUAUUGAGUUGUCCCGUUUUGCUGAAGGAUCCGUCUCCACGGAGAAAGCAAAAGCUAGGAAGUUUGAGAGUGGGUUAACUACUGAUCUGCAGUUGAAGCUGUGCGGGCAGGUAUUUGAGACCCUGGAUGAAGUAUAUGGAAGGGCCACACACCUUUAUGCUCUGGAAGGAAAGAAGAAGAAGGAGCUAGCUGAGAUAGAAGGGAGAGAGAAGAGGAAGGAAGUGGGACAAGUUUCUGGAAAUCAACAGGGAAACCAGAAUGGUUUUAAGAAGCAGAAGUACCACCAUAACAAUAACUUCCCCAAUAAUAAUAAUUUCCAGAAUAAUAACCGCCAUUGGGGACGUAGAAACAAUGGAGGGGCUAGAAACAAUAACCAGGGGAAUAAUAAGAAUGGAAGGUCUUACUUCUGCAAGAGGUGUAGGAAUAAUCACCCUGGGAAGGAUUGUGAAGGCAAUUUGGUUGCUUGUCGCGCUUGCAACAAACUGGGGCAUAGGGAGUACGAGUGUUACUCCAAAAAUGCUAAUGGGAAUAAACAGAACAACUAUAACUCAGGAGGAAACCAGAAGAAUUUCCAGGGGAACAACAACAAUUUUUCUGGUAAUAAGGGAGUGCAACAGAAUGGGGCGAGAAACAGUAACACCAACAAUGGUAACAGCCAAAAAAAGGGAGGAACUUUAGGGAAACUGAAUGUUUUGAGUAGGCACAAGGCAGAGGCCACGAAAGAUGUUAUCACUGGUACUUUUUCUAUUAACUCUAUUCUUGUUAAAGUAUCGUUUGAUUCUGGUGCAACUUUCUCUUUUGUUUCUAAGGGUAUUGUUUCAAAACUUAGGGAUUGCUUAAAAAUAGUAGAGGUAGUAGAUUUACCUAUAACCAUCCCGACAGGUGGGGUAGUGAAUUGUACCAAAACUUUUAGAAACGUGCCUUUAGAAAUAGAGGGAAAGAUAUUUCCGUCUAACCUUAUCGAGUUUGGGCUGAGCGACUUUGACCUUAUCUUGGGGAUGGACUGGCUAAGUAAGUAUAAUGCUGAGAUUAGUUGUAGAUCACAGAAAGUGAAGAUGAUCGCAAAUGGAAAUGAAUCAGUGACUUACUGGAUGGAUGGUGGCAAAUCUAGAAAACAUAAAAGUGGUCAACGAAUUUCUGGAUGUGUUUCCGGAAGAGAUCCCUGGGAUGCCACCUAA
Molecule: messenger RNA, 1566 nt
Organism: Chenopodium quinoa (quinoa)
Lineage: Eukaryota; Viridiplantae; Streptophyta; Magnoliopsida; Caryophyllales; Amaranthaceae
Exons: 3
Coding region: 1-1566 (521 amino acids)
Source: RefSeq, a predicted model, not a curated record